This is a messenger RNA of Fusarium redolens, 1327 nucleotides long. RefSeq lists its product as uncharacterized. Bases 1 to 1020 code for a protein of 339 amino acids. The transcript is spliced from 5 exons. Gene Ontology annotation, molecular function: oxidoreductase activity. The record is from RefSeq and is a predicted model, not a curated record. NCBI's taxonomy places the organism in Eukaryota, Fungi, Ascomycota, Sordariomycetes, Hypocreales, Nectriaceae.
AUGCCUCAGAUGGCCUCCAACUCACACGCCGACACUGAGCCUGAGAAACAGGACUCACUCUCCCUGCCAACCAAAUCAGCGACACUCCAAUUCUUCGACGCCUCAGAUCCAAAAUGGGCAACUGAAAAGCCAUUCUACUCCAAUAUUCCCUUCACACAGACAAAAAUCGCCAAUACAAACGUGAUCAACACAAGUGCACGAGUUCAAAUCUCUGAUAUCAGAGGCCAUGAAUCCGACUUUACACUCGACAAGAAUGGGUUCCAGUUAGUAAAAUGGAAGCAUCAAUUCUCUGAUCUUGGACCAUCAUUUCAAGAAGAAGGGUAUCCUGCCGUGGUCAAAUUUAUGAAAGAUGUUCUUGGGAGCCAUGUCAAAGUUUGUGUGUUUGAUCAUAUUGGUCAGAAAUGGUAUUAUGUCAGUGACCAAUCUGAUGAGGAGGUUUGGUUGAUCAAAACGAUGGAUUCUUUGGCGAGGAGUGAGGAUGUUGCUAUGUAUACGCCGCAUACUUCGUUCUUUGAUGAAGACCCUGCUGUUGCGGAGGAGAUACGGGAGAGUAUUGAGCUUAGGGCAGCCUCAUCUGAAGCGGGGUUGGGCUUUAUCAUUGGUCUAAAAGGAUCUCAUGAUCAAUUCCAUGCAGAGACUACUGCACAGUCAAAUGCAGGAUUAUCUCGGCACACUACAAUGGAACCCGAGAGAAGUCGUUCAAGGUCUCGCGGCCGCUCUACCGACGCAGACAAGAAACGGUAUGAGGAUACUCCCAUGACGCGGGAAAGCUCUUGGGACUCUCAUGUCGUCUGUCCCCAGCCAACCAAGGUCCAACCUUGGAAGCAGGCUCUCCAAGUUGAGAAGGACUCUGGAGCCAAUCCCCUUCUGAACUGGGAGCCCAAUGCUAUGGACUUUGGUGAGAAGCCUUGGCUCAAGAUUGAUUGGUCCAAGAUUGAAGGUACUGGACCUGGGGGAGUUCGUAGCAAGUCUCCUGAUCAGAUGUGUGGUUAUUCUGUUGGCAACCUCAAGCUUGUUUGAGAUUGGGUGAUUCAGAUGUUAUGGAAAUGAGUUCAGGGCGCCAGAAUGUGCUGGAUAUGAGUUAGUAAAUUGCACUUAUCUAUUGAAUCAGUAUUCCGUUUGUCGGUGAAUGUCCACGUUUCAUUGCUUCGCCCGUACGUUAAAAGUCUAGCAUUCAAUCUAAUCUUCUAUUACUCCUAUUCCGUUUUUCUUGUCUUUUUAGGCCAGAGUUUGCAUUGUCUUUCUAGCAAGUGUACCCAGUUCUGCCAUUGGGUACUCCAAUUCUUAUGUAUUAAAUAUGAUACUACUAUAACGAUUUGUCUUUGUU